Messenger RNA from Populus trichocarpa (black cottonwood), 549 nucleotides. RefSeq names its product cell wall / vacuolar inhibitor of fructosidase 2. The transcript has a single exon. The record is from RefSeq and is a predicted model, not a curated record. Gene Ontology annotation, biological process: negative regulation of catalytic activity. Gene Ontology annotation, molecular function: enzyme inhibitor activity. Bases 1 to 549 code for a protein of 182 amino acids. NCBI's taxonomy places the organism in Eukaryota, Viridiplantae, Streptophyta, Magnoliopsida, Malpighiales, Salicaceae.
AUGGCCCCUUCUUUAUUCCUUGUACUUGUACUACUCAUCUCAACAAGCCAAUGUUCUGCAACUCUGCAAGAUAAACAACCUGAUCUAAUAGAGAAAUCCUGCUCAAUAAUCGUAGGAUAUGAAGACUGCGUGAGAAUCCUCAGAUCAGACCCUCGUGCCAUUAAAGCAACCAACGUCAAAGAGCUAGCUUACAUCAUUCUUGAUCUCUGCAUAGCGAACGCCACAGAGACUCUUCGAGAAAUCCCAAAGUUGCAAGAGAAGUACAAGAAAGAUGGACAAAUUGAGGAAGCUCUACGAAGGUGUGCCGUGGAAUAUGAGAGUGCUGACAAAGUUUAUUUUCGCAAGGCUGUUGAGCAACUAGGGACUAAGUCUUAUCGUGAAGCACAGAAUUCAGCACACGUCGGAGGUGCAUUAGGUACGAGUUGUGAACAAGAAUUUUAUUUCCAGGCACCAGAAUUCUCACCUUUAUGGCUCAGGAAUCAUGAUUUGGCAGUUCUUGGUACUGUUGCAGAAGGCAUUGUUUCCCUUCUUCGUUUGAAUAAAUCUUAA